AUGAGUGCAAAGCCAAGAAGAGUUGACCCGGCCGCCAUCUUAAUUAGUUCGGAUGCUCAGUCCCUGGCCUGGGAUGAUUCGUGCCACGUGGCAUCUUUAAUUAGUCAUGCAUGGUCUCUCCCUCGCGGCGGGUACCUGCGCGGGCCGGAGAGCGUCGCGUUCGACCGCGAGAGCCGCGGUCCCUACAGCGGCGUCUCCGACGGCCGUGUCCUGAAAUGGAACGGUGACAAGAUCGGCUGGACCACCUACGCGUACGGCCCUGACUACAGCAGCGAGAAGUGCACCGCGUCCAGGCUCCAUCCGGAGACGGUCACGGAGAGCCGUUGCGGUCGUUCGCUCGGCUUGCAAUUCCAUCACAAGUCUGAAAACCUGUACAUUGCUGACGCUUACAAGGGACUCAUGCGGGUUGGCCUUGGCGGCGGGGAGGCGACGGUGUGGGCCAACGAGGCGGACGGCGCGUCUCUCCGCUUCACCAAUGGGGUCGAUGUCGACCAGAUUACCGGCCAGGUCUACUUCACGGACAGUUCCAUGAACUCGAGGUCGCAACACGAGAUGGUUACGAGAACGGGGGACUCGACGGGUCGUCUUAUGAGGUACGAUCCGCGGACGGACGAUGUCACCACUUUGCAGUCGAGCAUCACGUACCCGAACGGUGCUUCUCUCUCUCCUGACCAGACGCACCUCGUGGUCGCGUCUACUGGCCCGUGCAAGCUACUACAGCAUUGGAUCAAAGCCCGACCUGGCAAGACAGAGCCAUUUGCAGACCUUCCGAGAUAUCCAGACAAAGUGAGGCAAGACAAGAGAGGUGGAUACUGGGUGGCGUUACACCGCGAGAAGAAUGAGCUCCCUUUUGGCUUCGAUAGCCAUCUUCUUGCCGUGAGGGUCGGACCCAAUGAAGAAGUACUUGAACAGAUGAGAGGGCCAAAGAGCGUGAGGCCGACGGAGAUAAUGGAAAGAGGCAAUGGCAAAUACUACAUGGGUUCCGUCGAGCUGCCGUAUGUCGGCGUAGUCACACAUAAAUAG
Brachypodium distachyon (stiff brome) is the source of this 1023-nucleotide messenger RNA. Its product is annotated as protein STRICTOSIDINE SYNTHASE-LIKE 3. Lineage: Eukaryota; Viridiplantae; Streptophyta; Magnoliopsida; Poales; Poaceae. Gene Ontology annotation, biological process: biosynthetic process. Gene Ontology annotation, molecular function: strictosidine synthase activity. The record is from RefSeq and is a predicted model, not a curated record.